This is a messenger RNA of Oreochromis aureus, 3892 nucleotides long. RefSeq names its product ubiquitin specific peptidase 49 (gene usp49). Gene Ontology annotation, cellular component: cytoplasm. Gene Ontology annotation, biological process: protein deubiquitination. The record is from RefSeq and is a predicted model, not a curated record. The coding region runs from base 480 to 2489 and encodes 669 amino acids. Gene Ontology annotation, molecular function: zinc ion binding; cysteine-type deubiquitinase activity. NCBI's taxonomy places the organism in Eukaryota, Metazoa, Chordata, Actinopteri, Cichliformes, Cichlidae. The transcript has 7 exons.
GGGGUUUAACGGGGACACCGGGGGUCAGGGGUAGCGGCUGUCCUCUUAAACCCGGCUUCCACUCUGGCCUCCGUUAUUGUUCCAUGUGGCCGCUGUGGGUGGACGGACGGACGGUCCAUCCUGCUGCCUGUUGUUCAGCCCUUCCGCCAAUGAGAGCCCGUCUCCCGCUCAGCCCCAGUCCAAUGAGAGCGGCGGGGUCUGUGCUCGGAUCGAGAGUUGGGUUGUUCAAUCUGUGAGGAGGACAACAAGCAGCUCUCUGAGUGUACACCGGAUGGAUGGAUGCUGGCGAUGACUCUCUCUGGAGCCACUGGUGCUGACGGUGGGCAUGGGUGAUCGGGCUGAACUGUCCUGUUGUGUUCUUUGCAGAUGUUGUGAUGUGUUGUCCAGAAUUUGAUCACAAAAACUCCUUUUCCAAAUGAGUUGCUGUUUGGCUGCGGGACGUGUGUCCUAUCACUGAGGCCACAUGUGUAUCUGGAGCAAUGGAUCGUUGUAAGCACGUGGUACGCCUUCGCCUAGGCCAAGACCAUUCGAUCCUUAAUCCGCAAAAAUGGCACUGUGUCGACUGCAGCACCACCGAUUCGGUGUGGGCCUGCCUCAAGUGCUCCCACGUGGCCUGUGGACGGUUUAUGGAGGAGCACUCACUCAAACACUUUCAGGAGUCGCACCAUCCGCUGGCUAUGGAGGUGCGAGAGCUGGAUGUUUUUUGCUUUGCCUGUGGAGACUAUGUACUCAACGAUAACGCAGAGGGUGACCUCAAACUCCUCAGAGGGGCGCUCUCCACUGUUCGGAGCCCGGGUAGGCGCUCACUGCGCUCUUCAACAGGGGGGGAGUGUACUCCCUGGGUUGGGGAAAGUGGGCCGCAGCCCGCCAUGCAGCUGGCCUUGCGGCACAGGAGGAAAGCACUCCUGGGGAAGAUGCUCCGGAUGUGGAUCAGCAAACAUCAGGAGCUCCAGAAUCAGCGGAAAGAGAAACUCGAGGAAGCUAGAAGACAAAAGAAGGAGGUGAAAAAGAGACUCAUGGAAGAACUUGGCAAUGUUCCUCCCAGGAAGAGCGCUAGGCUUCUUACUCAGGCGCCACGUUCAACCAUCACACUCAUUCCACGCAAAUUUCGCGACCCUCCAGAACGCCUACCUCCUCCUCCUCCUGCCCAAAAGAAGCCUUCACUUUUAACCCUGUCCCGCAAGACUUCUCAGAAUGGCAAAGCUGCCAGACUGAGGCGAUACUACUCCACGCAUGCAGUCACGCGACGGAGACUCGCUCCGGGGGUCACUGGUCUGCGCAACUUGGGGAACACGUGCUACAUGAACUCAAUAUUGCAAGUGCUGAGCCACCUGCAGAAAUUCAGGGAGUGUUUUCUCACUUUGGACCUGUGUGAGACUGAGGAGCUACUGGCCAAGACCAACCACUCCCAGGGGAUGAAGGGGGUGACAGGAGGUGUGGUCAGCAGUGGUAACACAGCACUGGCAGAAUACCCUCUUGGACGUAUGGGGAAGGCGGGUUGUUGGAAUUUGCCCGUGGGGAAAAAGGAAAGCGUCUCGCCUCCUCCUCGCUGCUCCACCCGCCAGCAGAUGUCUCUGUGCCAUGAGUUACAUACUCUUUUCAGGGUCAUGUGGUCAGGCCGGUGGUCUUUAGUAUCUCCCUUUGCCAUGCUGCACUCUGUGUGGAACCUCAUCCCGGCUUUCCGUGGAUACGACCAGCAGGAUGCCCAGGAGUUCUUGUGUGAGUUGCUGGACAAGGUGCAGCAGGAGCUGGACACAGAGGGGUCCAAACGGCGGAUAGUCAUCCCCAUCACAAAGAGGAAACUAUCCAAGCAAGUGCUAAAGGUUCUCAACACCAUCUUUCACGGGCAGCUACUCAGCCAGGUGACAUGCCUAUCCUGUAAGCACAAGUCUAACACAGUAGAGCCAUUCUGGGAUUUGUCUUUGGAGUUUCCAGAGCGAUACCACAGCAUAGACAAAGGCUCGAGCUCGACGGCUUACCAGCGUAGCUGCACCCUCACUGAGAUGCUGUCCAAGUUUACAGAGAUGGAGGCUCUUGAAGGCAGCAUCUACGCCUGCAACCACUGCAACAAAAGAAGACGGAAAUCAUCCCACAAACCCUUAGUUCUGUCAGAAGCAUGUAAGCAGCUUCUGAUCUACCGUUUACCUCAGGUUCUCCGGCUGCACCUCAAACGCUUCAGAUGGUCGGGGCGGAACCACAGGGAGAAAAUCGGCGUCCAUGUGGCCUUUGACCAGGUUCUGAACAUCAAACCAUACUGCUGCACAGGCUCAGGUCACUCUGUCCACAGAGGAGGCUACACCUACGAUCUGUCUGCUGUAGUUAUGCAUCACGGUAAAGGCUUCGGCUCAGGGCACUACACCGCAUACUGCUACAAUACAGAAGGAGGUUUCUGGGUCCACUGUAAUGACUCUGAGAUGAAGGUUUGCAGUGUGGAGGAAGUGUGCAACACUCAGGCCUAUAUUCUCUUCUAUACCCAGAGGUCUGCUUAGGUACCUCUCGCUGUGAUGAUGACCUGUGCGUGGAAACUUGGGGCUGCAUUCAUGAAAAGGUUUUCUGACGCUUUCCCAGAUGUCAUUACAUUUUAGCAGCACAAUCCAGAUAAGAAGUAUGAUAGUGGUGAGUAAUGUUGCCAUAGCUAGUAGAUCAGAAAGCUCUGGGUUUACGUCUUACUUUUGACUCGGUAAGAAAACAUUUUCGUAAAUGAAGCCCAGGUUUCUCAGCCUAUAGGACCAGCGUAUUGAUUCCUGGCCUGAAGACUGUGGGAGCAGGUCGGACUCUGUCCUGCUGAACAACAACAACAACAAUCAGGCUCGUGUCUGUUGAGUCUGGGAACAACCAGGCGCUCUCCCCGAGACAGCAUUUUACAUUAAAAAGGCAACACGGAUUCUGGACUUUGGAGCGUUUGGUCACAGUAAUGUUGACAAUGUGCAUUUUUACACGUAACCGUGCGUUUGACCGCUGAGUUUUACAAGAAGCGACACAUUUUUAACGUUGCCAGCGACCGCACUGAGGGUCCACGCUCCGUGUUGCCUUCUGCUCAGCUUUUUUAAUUAUCGUGAAACGUCAGUUAUGGAAACUUUUAAUACUCACCCCUGUGUCAUUUGUAUCUCCUCAUGUCCUCUCCCUCAGAUGUACUGCUGUGACUGGAUACUGUGUCUUAGACUCAAGGCUCUCAGUGAACACGAAUAGUUUUUGUUUUUAGUUUAUUUUGUAGUCGCUCUGUUCCAUGAAAAGAAGCAAAAAGCACGAGUUUCAGACACUCAGUGGAAAGCUGCGGGAGGAGCUGUUGCUGUCGGCUCCCGUAACACCUUGAAGUGUCUGCUGCUGCUCCUGCGGUUAGACGAGUCUGAGCCUGGGUCGGACACACCACAUCUCUUAACCUGCCGGAGACGGGACGCGAGUUAAAGGGUAGAUACCGAAGAAUGUGUGCUUUCUUUUUCUUUCAUUCUUUUAUCUUUUUUCUUGGGAUACCCAUUUUUGAUUUGAGCACCUGAAAGCAAUAUAUUGUACAUCUUGCAUCUCGACAGGAAAUUUAAGAAAAUCAGGAAUUCUUCUGCUUGUUAUAUACAAUGUGUUUUGGGUUUUUUCUGUUGUUUUUUCUGUUGUUUUUUUCUACUCUGCUGUUUCUAUCGAGGUCUUUAGAUUUUGCUAGGUUGUCAAGAAAAACUGUGUUUGAUACGAGUCAAAUGCAGAAUACAUUUGUGAACUCUGUGACAGUUGGAACAAUCUAAUGACGAUGAAUGUCUUACUUUUUAGCGGUCAGGUGUGGCCAUGCCACCGGCUCUGAUCCCCUUGAGUUCUGUCGUGUACUGUAAGAAUACCUGUCAUAAAUGUAAUGGUCAUAUGGGUUUUGCCUGACAGUAAUUAUUAAAAAGACAAAACAAAAUUGAAA